This is a messenger RNA of Aptenodytes forsteri (emperor penguin), 1041 nucleotides long. RefSeq names its product V-set and immunoglobulin domain containing 1 (gene VSIG1). The coding region runs from base 46 to 1041 and encodes 331 amino acids. Gene Ontology annotation, biological process: maintenance of gastrointestinal epithelium; epithelial cell morphogenesis. The record is from RefSeq and is a predicted model, not a curated record. NCBI's taxonomy places the organism in Eukaryota, Metazoa, Chordata, Aves, Sphenisciformes, Spheniscidae. Gene Ontology annotation, cellular component: plasma membrane. The transcript is spliced from 7 exons.
GUCAGAGGCAGCAUCCGGUCUCUUUUCUUUCCUAACGUCAAGAAGAUGUUUGCAACGAUGCUGGAGAUACUUCCAAUUCUAGCCAUCCUUACAGGCCACGUCAGCGGUGUUGUGGUGACCGUCCCUGAGAAGACAGUGAAUGUCACUACAGGUGGAAACGCAACCCUCCUCUGUACAUACACGAAUGCUGGACCGCUGGGAAAUUUCUUUAUUCAGUGGAGCUUUUACAGUGCCAAAGAGAGCCAACUGCACACCAUCUAUUAUUAUUCAGGAGGCCAGUCUUACUCCUAUGGAGAGUUUAAGAACAGGAUAACAGCUGCAACAGGUCCAGGGAAUGCAUCAAUAACAAUCUCCAACAUGCAGCCCUCAGACACUGGUUCCUACACCUGUGAAGUUUUCAGCCCACAGGGCGACGCUGGACAGAGUCAAAAAUCUGUGAUUGUCAGUGUGCUGGUCAAACCGUCAAAACCUUUCUGCAAAAUAGAAGGAACGCCUGAAAAAGGCCAUCUAAUCUACCUCUUAUGCAAAUGUGAAGAAGGAUUGCCUCGCCCUACCUACCACUGGUACAAAGUAGAUGAGAAUACCCUCAAGCCUGUGACUCAACAACUUAAUCCAAACACUGGCAUUCUCUACAUCGGCAAUCUCACCACCUUUGAAACUGGGUAUUACCGGUGCAUAGCCAGGAACUUCCUGGGGAACAGUACCUGUGAGCUUGACCUAACCGCAAACCAUUCGGACAGUGGUAUUGUUGUUGGAGCAUUAAUUGGAGCAAUUCUGGCAGCUGCUAUCAUUUGCAUUAUCGUCUGGGUCUUAACCAAGAAGGCAAAGAAUAAGAAGUCAUCAAGUAACGAGAUGCAAGAAAUGGCUCAGAAACAAUCCACUGCAGAGUAUGUUCAGGUACCUAAUGAAGAAAACAUUCGUGCGACCACAGUUCCAUCAAGCAAUGCGACAAAUGAAUACCCUAGUGUUGAUGAAACAGCAGCCUCUGGAACACCUGAAAAUUAUGAGAAGCAAGAAGCAGAAAAAGAAGAAAUAGCCUAG